Messenger RNA from Drosophila persimilis, 6059 nucleotides. It is a transcript of the gene PAPLA1, whose product is annotated as proline-rich protein 36. The record is from RefSeq and is a predicted model, not a curated record. Gene Ontology annotation, cellular component: COPII-coated ER to Golgi transport vesicle. Gene Ontology annotation, molecular function: metal ion binding. The transcript is spliced from 7 exons. NCBI's taxonomy places the organism in Eukaryota, Metazoa, Arthropoda, Insecta, Diptera, Drosophilidae. The coding region runs from base 130 to 5955 and encodes 1941 amino acids.
UUCAGCCCAGCCCCCAGCCUACGCCUUUAAAGCCAAAACACUUUGCUUUUUCGACACCUAUUGGCCUUUAGUUGAGGCAGUCGCACAUAUCUAUACCGUUUGGAUCAGUGCUUUUACGCGGUCGCUGCCAUGUCCGAAAGAUCCAAAGGUGACGUGUCUCGCGUAAACAACAAUCCAAAUGCGCCGCGUGUCGUUAAAAAUCCAUUACUUAGCGCCUCGGUAACCGGACUCAGCUACGAAGACUUUCCCAACAAGCCGCAACUGUUGCCCGCCGCCCCGCCCGUGGUGCAUGCCCCGCCGCCAGCAUCCACACCCGUCCUGAUCGCUGGCAUUCUGAAUCGCGAGCCAAAAACUUUGGUGACCGUGGGACAGCCGUCGAGCAUCGAUGACAGCGAAGCCCUCGACGAGAUCAACUUGAAUACGAGCAGUGAGGACUCGAGUGGAGUCAGUGGUGGAUCGUCGACUGCGUAUCUGCGUGGCACAGGCGAUGGUAAUGCCAAUCCCUUGCUAGAACCUCCACCGGGCGCUGGAAACGAUUCGUUGUUGAGCCAGGCGGCCUCAUCCUUCACAGCAUUGCCCUCGGUGGCCUCCAAUGUGUUUUCCACCUUCUCCAAGAGAAUCUACGCGGGCACAAAGGAAUCGGAAGAGCCUAAAUUGGACAUCCAGCCCACGUACAUACAGCAGGCGGGACACUACGCCCCACCGCCAGUAGCUGCAGCACCACCACCACCAUUCUACGCGGCACCACCGGCGGCAGCGAAUGAGAUUGUUGCUGCCCCAGAACCACCCAAGUUCUAUGCCCCCACGGAGGUGCCAGCACCGAACGUAGGCAUCGCCAGUGCACCACCACCCACCGCAUCGGGAAAUCCCAACACCUAUCGAUUCACCGCCAGAAAGAAGCUAUACGCACCGAUACCUGGCUUCACCGAGCAGUCGGCACAGGGUCCGCAGAUUCCACAGGCCCCACAGGCAGGUUUGCCCUUCCAGACGCCACCAUAUCCAGCCCAACAGGCAGCUCCAUUUGAGAUACCAUCGGCAUCUCCUUUUGAGAUUCAAGGAGCUCCCCCAGCAGCAGCAGCAGCGGGUCCCACAGAGGAGCGCAAAUCCGGCGGAGGCCUAUUUUCUCUGUCCAAUCUUGUGCCCACUGGCGUGCUGCAAAACAUCUCCGGACUUGUACAGUCCGCCACAGGCAGGAGCAGCGAGCAGUCCUCUAGUAAUCCUCCACCAUCUGGCGGGGGCUACUUUGACAUCAACACAGUCGCUCCAGCAAAUCCGAGCAACUAUUUCGGUGGCCCACCAGCGGCGGCACCGCCAGCGGGAAGCUACUUUGUGCCUGCCGCAGUUCCUGAGGCGGCGACAGCAAUUCCUCAACCACCAGUAGGUGGGUUCUUUCCACAGCCAGCCAAUCCGGUAGCGACAGCGGCUGCUCCCACUUCAGUCGCGGCUCCUUCCACAGUUGGAGGAUUCUUUGGGGCAAUACCACCUGCUAAUCCGCCAGCAACUGAUAUCAAUCCCAUCUCGGGAGCACCACCAGUUGGAGGAUUCUUUACACCAGGUGUGUCAGCAGGUCCUCCCACAGUUGGAGGAUUCUAUACGCCCGUUUCGGCACCGAUUGAGAUCAAUCCUAUUGCUGAAGCACCACCACCGGCAGCGGCAGCUAUUCCCCCAACAUCUGCACUUGCAGGAGGAUUUACUGCAAACCCAGGAGUAGUGUCAUCUGUGACUACAUCCACGACAGCAGCUCCUCCGCCAAUUGGAGGAUUCUUUGAUCCUAAUCCAGCAACAUCUGGUAUUCCUCCCACUUCCACAGUUGGAGGAUUCUUUACGCCAGCAGCAGUUCCACCUGCGGCCACAGCACCACCUGUUCCACCUGUUGCCACAGUAACAGCAGCAGCUCCUCCACCAGUAGGAGGAUUCUUUGCACCCGCAGGAGCAGGGCCACCAUCCAACGCAACUCCACUGGCAGGACCACCUCUGGGGACAGCACCUCCAUUGGCAGGACCACCUUUAGGAUCAGCAGCAACUGUCGCUGGACCACCACCUGCCGCUGGACAGGCAUCGUAUCGCCUCCAGAAGGGCACACGUCUCUACAAGAGUCCAUUGACGGCACAGGAAACUGCCACAGCGUCUGCUUUCGGCCCUCCCUUUGCCACAACAGCAGCUGCCCCAGCUGCCGUCUUCAAUCCAUUUGGAACUGGAGCUUCAGGAGUAUUUAAUCCAUUAGCUGGCAACCCACCAGUUGGUCAGCAGGAGAGCGAAGAUAACUCAGCCGUUGCACUAUUUGCACCUCCUUCUGCACCAGUGGCAGGACAGACCAUAGAUCAAGGACCGGCUCCUCCAGCUGCCUUUGCAUCGACAAAUCAGGGAAGUCCCUUCCCCGCUCCACAGCCAGGACCCCAGGCAACGCCAUUCUUCAUUCCACAAACGGGGGACAGACCUCCAGUACCCACCAGCCAGGAAACUGCACCAUCCAGCCAAGGAAUAUCCUUCUUUGAAGCACCUCCGACAUCGGACAUUGCUCUCUUCACGCCACCACCCGUCCAGGAAACAGCAGCAGCACCAAUCGAAUUAAAACCAAUCGAAACACAAGGAAUAUCUUUCUUUGCACCGCAGCCAGAUCUCGCACCUUCAACAGCCCAAGAGAUUCCACUGUUUGUCCCGGCAGCAGUUGAGGCACCUCCAGAAGGACAUCCCUUGUAUCCACCGACAGCAGUCGCAGAGGACAUUCCUGCCGCUGAGAGCCCAUUAUUUGUGCCAGUGCCAACAUCGGCAGCAGAUCAGAGUCAGGGAGUACCGCUCUAUCCACCAGAAACAGCCACAUAUAACGCUUCAUCUAGCGUUCUCUUUGCUGCAUCGGAGCAUCAACCGAGUGCACCAUUAUUCGAAGCUGUUCAACCACCAUCCACGGAGGCAGUCGAUGCUUCAGCAAGCGAUUUCUUUGGAUCUGCCAAGGCUGAAGCUGUCCCUGCAUCUGCAAAUACCGAAACGGCUUACAGCCCAUUCGGACAGACGGUGACCACGCCCUCGCAAGUGCUGCAGACACCACCGGCACAAGAUUUACUGCCACCGCCUGUUGGAUUUGUUGCGCCACAACAACCAGAGGCAGAGCCAGAGCCAGAGGUGGCCGCCGCCGCUCCUCCAGCAGAAUUUGGAGGAGUUACCGAAGCACUAGCCCUAGCCCACCCACCACUUGCACCAUCGCCGCUUCAGAGCUUCUUUUCGCAGACAGCGACUGCUGCCCCAGAGGAUUUCAACUUUUUUGCCGCACCAGGCAGCAGCCUGUUUCCAGAACUGCCACAGCAGCGGGGCAUAGCGCCGCCCCCUUUGGCACAGGAGCCACCGCCGGCAGCAGCAGAAUCUGGUAUUGCACCAGGACUGGGCUUUGAUCAAUUUCUAAGCCAAUCCCAGCAAGCGCAAAGCCACAACUACAUUGGAAAUUCAAAUGAGAAUUCCUAUCAACAAAAUUCAAGUGUCAAUACAUUCUCCGGCUAUUUUGGUGGCCCCACUGUGACAGAAGCCCCAGCCCCACCCCCAGCCACAACCACAGCAGCAGCAGUGCCACUUGCUGCUCCAGUUAGUAACUGUGACCCCUCCCAUUUCUUUGAUCAAGUGCCACAGCCACAGGCCCCGACAAACGCUAACGAGGAUCAACGCAUACAGAACUUCUUCAACAACCCGCCACUGCAGGACCAGCCAGCGGCACCGGGCGAACUCAAAUACGAUAUAGUGCACAGCGGUCUGCCCGUCAAACAGAUACAGGCACGCUCCCAGACACCCAUCUCCAAUUUGGUGGAGCCCCCCUCCUCGUCUGCCUGCUCAGAGUUUUCGACACUGGCACCAGCAGCAGCCACAGUUCCAGCAACAGCUCCGGCAACCAAUCCAACAGUCGAGCGUCAAACGGGCGAGGAUCUACUGCAGUUGCAUCAAGCGGAAUUGCCGGAGGAGAUCUUGAAAGAGCUCAGAAUGGCCACAAAUGCAACGACAAGCGACAAGGCAGGCACGCCCCCUGUUUCUAUAGUUUAUACGCCUGCUGUGGUCCAUUGGUUCUACAAACGUAGAGUGGACGCGAAACAUAUUUGGACACCAUUCAGUCACUAUGAUUCAGCGCUGCUUGAGACCAGCCUCCACAAUGAAGAUUCCACACUGAUUGUGCCCGUCGAGGGUGGCCGCUAUGAUGUCAGCAUCAAGGAACGCACCAAAACCCCCGUCUACUGGGAGGGCAAGGGCAUUGAGGUGCGCCGCUGCUCCUGGUUCUACAAAGGCGUAGACUCCAAGUAUGUGCCCUAUUCUGAGGACACGGCCGCACUGCUGGAAGACGAGUACAAACGUUCGGCAGAGACUGGCGAAUGGCAUCAGAAGAUCAUGCUGGCCAACGGUGAACAGGUGGUCUUCCAUGGGCCCACAGUCAUCGUGCAUUUCCUGCCACAACAGAAUUCGGAUUCGUGGGGGGCCAGCGCACAGAGCUCCAUGCGUCCGCGGGUGGUCAAGAGGGAUCUGGAUGACUUUGUCAUCAAGCAGGGCGAGUCCCAGCGCGUGGAUCAUCUGUUGUUUAUGGUCCAUGGCAUUGGUUCGGCCUGUGAUCUGAAAAUGCGCUCAGUGGAGGAAGUGGUGGAUGAUUUCAGAGACAUUGCCCAGCAGCUGGUUCAGUCGCACUACAAGAACUCCACAGAUAUGGGCCUGGUGGGUCGCGUCGAAGUGUUGCCCAUCUCCUGGCAUGGCCAUCUACACUCCGAGGAGGAGGGCAUCGAUGAGAAGCUAAAAUCUAUCACCCUAGAGUCGAUACCACGGCUACGUAACUUUACGAACGACACUCUGCUGGACGUACUCUUCUACACCAGCCCCAAGUACUGUCAGAAGAUUAUGAACACGGUGGCCGAUGCUCUCAAUGAGGUCUAUCUGAAGUACAGAUUCAGGCAUCCGGAAUUCAACGGCGGCGUCUCAUUGGCCGGUCACAGUCUGGGGUCACUCAUCCUGUUCGAUCUGCUGUGCCAUCAGGAGCCACUCAAAGAGAGCGAAGAGGAGAAUAAGGAGAACCCAGACCAGUUGCCGCAGAAGAACGAAAACAACUACAAGAAAGUGCAACUGCCCUCCGGCGAUCUGCUGCCGAAGCAGGUCAGCUACACCAUGGGUCCGGCCGGCACUGGACAGCCGGUCAUCAACUACACACAGCUCAUCUUCCACCCGAAGAAGUUCUUUGCCCUGGGCUCGCCCAUCGGCAUGUUUGUGACCAUUCGGGGCAUCGAUCAGCUUGGCCUGGACUUUCACCUGCCCACAUGUCCGGGUUUCUACAAUAUAUUCCAUCCCUUCGAUCCGGUGGCCUAUCGGAUUGAGGCUCUCGUCAAUGCGGAUAUGAAUGGUAUACGUCCUGUUCUCAUACCCCAUCACAAGGGACGCAAGCGCAUGCAUCUGGAGCUGAGGGAGACUAUGACGCGUGUGGGGGCAGAUAUCAAGCAGAGAUUCAUGGACACAUUCAAGACCACCCUGGACAGUGUGAACUUCUUGGCCACGGUGACCAAAGUUAAAAAGGAGGCAGAAGAGACGCUCGAAAAGCAGGUCUUGAAUCAGACUUCGUCGCAGUUCCAGAAAGAAAACGAUGAUCAAGAGGAUAUUUCUGUGGCCAGCACAUCCACAAAGACAAGAAAUCGCACAUAUUCCAACUCGACAACGGCCUCAGAUCCAGAGUUUGUAGAACUGGACUUUCCGCUAGGCAAACUGAACGAUUCGAAGCGCGUCGACUAUGUGCUGCAAGAGGCACCGCUGGAGUUUAUCAAUGAGUACAUCUUUGCCUUGAGCAGUCAUGUCUGCUACUGGGGCUCUGAAGACACAAUCCUGUUUGUGAUGAAGGAAAUCUAUGCCAGCCUCGGGAUCAGCACCGACAGCCAGGUGCCCCAGCAGUCCAUGACCAUCGAGAGGCCAGGCUCAUUUGACAGUAAUCAGUCGCUGUUGCCGAUGUGAACACCCACACACACACAAUUAUACUAUAAACAUUUUAGAAUCAAUUGAUUUAGAUAUGUUUUUGUUGUUAGAAGAAUUAUCUAAAGAAUUUUUAUUAUGUGCAA